This is a messenger RNA of Diuraphis noxia (Russian wheat aphid), 1693 nucleotides long. Its product is annotated as torso-like protein. NCBI's taxonomy places the organism in Eukaryota, Metazoa, Arthropoda, Insecta, Hemiptera, Aphididae. The record is from RefSeq and is a predicted model, not a curated record.
CACAGCGUGCACGCGAUUAUCAUUAUUAUUAUUAUUAUUAUUAUUGUUGUUAUUAUGCGGAAUACAAUAUUAUUUUACAAUACGCAAGUGAUGUGUGGCGGAGCGCAGUGCGCGUGGUGUGUACGUGCUGCAUACGGAGUGGCCGCUUAUUAGUGCCAAACGUUCGCGCGCUCCCCGCCUGGCGGUCYCGCAAUCGCCAGGUACCUACCUACUACGCACGAUACGUAGUCGUUUUCGUUGCAUAUCAUAUACACGAACUGCCGCAGCGGCUGACCAGACGACGCGAUGGACGGCGCCGUCAACACUGCCACUGCGGGCUGCUGAACGCGGCAAUACCGGAAGACGGCACCGACGGACCGCCGACCGCAUCGUUAAACAGCAGCAGCAGCUAUAACGUCAACCGGCGCGUCCGCACUUCACGGAUCCGACGACCGGCGAUGGACGCGUUGGCCGUCGCGGCAGUGCUGCUGCUUGCGCUGAGGACGGCCGUCCGUGUGGACGCGGCCGCCAACGUGGACAUCGGUCGCGGUGUGGACGUGCUCCAGCGGUUCGGCAUCAUCGGCGACGUGCUGUACGGCGACGUGUCCAACACCAAGGAGACGGUCACGCACGACAUUAUCGACGGCGCCGAACGUUUCACUGAAGUUUUAAAUGURWCAAAAAACCAUACAAAUUUACUCAACAUCACAUUUUGUCCCGAUUUGGACUGCCUAUUUGACGUAUAUUUUGAUGGAUUUCAAGUUGAUCUAUCCGAUAAGCCAUGGAAACUGUUGACAACGAGUAGAUCACGGCAUUUGGUAUCCGAACGUUUUGGUGUACCUGAUAUAGCAAUGGGAUUCGGACAAAAAUUCGUUAUUGUGUCCUAUAGACGACCGGUGAAACGUAUUAAAACAUUUGACAACUUUACACAAGUGGCAGAAUUAAAAUCAACAAUUUCUGAAAAAUUCAAAUGCAUGUCCAUUGGUAUAGAAUCCAUGGURACGGAUUUUAUUACAGAGCAUGGAUCACAUUAUAUCGAUGAAUACACAUUAGGAGAUACUGUCUUCCAGGUGUUGGUGUAUCUUCCGGUGUUCUACAACAAAUUUUACAAGUGCGUGCUGAACAACUGUUCAGAAUCGGAUACGGAGUUGUUGCUGUCGCCACAGUAUACCGAAUACCAGGGACAGGUGAUGAGCGUCGGGUCUAACGCGGUAGAGAAAUGGGUGGACACCAACCUGCAGGUCGAGUCCAAGCUGGGCCACACGUAUAUCAGCUUGUACGCGCUCAAGAACCGACCGGAACUGUGCAACGAGAUCGUCGCGCUCAUGGACGAGCAAUCGGUGGUCGGGCUGCACCUCAAGGUCGUGUCCACGUUCCUCACCGAGCCAGUCAAGCGGAAGUGGUUCACCGAGGUGUUGGACAACCACGUAAAACUACGCGAAGUCAACCUCUGAAAUGAGGAAUACUCCAUUAUUUCUAUAUAUAAUAAUUCAUAAUAUUAUGGAUUAAAUCCACCGAUCGUUAAAAAAUAACAUAAGAAAAUCGAUGGUGUAAAUUGUGUGUACCCUAAUAUGACUGUAGCACAUCGAUGUUCUGCGAGAGAUCGCAAUGCCAACGAAUGGAAAAAAGAACGUCCAACCUAUAUUUAUUAUUUUCGAGCAUAUUAUAAUAAUAUUGUAUAUAUAUUUACAUUGUUCAGUGUUUACUUAAAAAU